GUAUCGAGCUCCAGAGGUGUUAUUGAGGUCACCAGUGUAUAGCUCACCAUUAGACAUCUGGGCGGUAGGCUGCAUCAUGGCUGAACUCUACACACUUCGACCUCUGUUUCCUGGCAACAGUGAGGUGGAUGAGAUCUUCAAGAUCUGCCAGGUUCUUGGUACAGUAAAGAAGUCAGACUGGCCAGAGGGUUAUCAGCUUGCUGCUGCGAUGAACUUCCGCUUCCCCCAGUGUGUUCCUACACCACUCAAAACUCUCAUCCCCAAUGCCACCAAUGAGGCUUUAGACCUCAUGAGAGAUCUCCUCCAGUGGGACCCAAAGAAAAGACCCUCUGCUGCAAAGGCACUCAGAUACCCCUACUUCCAAGUAGGACAAGUUCUGGGCCCCCUACCCAUGACCCCCGAUGUACGGAAGGCUCAGAUAAAGACGACCCUGCCAAUUGAAUCCAGAUCAGAGCUGCAGUCUGUCUCAGAACCAGCGUUGCCGUCACAGACUAAAGGCCAAUGCAGAAGCUCCCAUCAGCCACUGCAGCAGAUUCCUCUGCCCCAUUCUCAGACAGAUCAUCUCGCUCCAUACACACAAAAGGUGGUCGGGGGUGAGAACAGUUUGAUUGGGCUGAAGAACGGACGAAGAAGGUGGGGACAGACCAACAUGAAACCCUCAGACAGCUGGGAUGAGUCUGACUGUUCUGAUACCGCAGCAUCCCUCUCUAAAAAACCCAGCAAAGGCCCUGAGGAGGAGAAAACUACUACACAGCGCAAGGACCAGAAACCCCUUUAUACAUUUAGCACUGUAACAAAAUUACCAAACACCAGCAGACUGAACCAACCAGACUCUAGUCACCAGAGCACCUCUUCAGCCAGACAACAUUACCUGCGCCAGUCCAGAUACCUGCCAGGGUUAAUAAGCAAGAACACACCAUCUCUGAAUAACAAGGAAUCUCAACAAGACUUGUGGGACACCUCAGCUCUGAUGAACAAACCUCUCGCACCUAUUGGAGGAGCGCCAGUGUCUAGAAUCAGCCCAGGAAACUUUGUAACCACCACAUACAAUCUCUCUGGAGGAUAUAUACCUUCUUUCCAGAAGAAAGAAGUGGGAUCCGUAGAACAAAGGAUUCAGCUUGCCCCUCUCGGACACCAGCAUGCGCUUGAUCUCUCUGCCACUGCUGACUCAAAAACUGGCAAAGCUAAACCUUCAAAGUCCAAACCUUCCUCUACAGUUUCAGUCAGUGAGAUCUCUGAAGAUUAUGAUGGAUGGAAAAGGAGAGCGGAGCGAACCCAACCUAAAGGAAUGAGUUACUCGGCUCUGGGCAAAAACUCAGCCAAUCUCAUUGCUCGUGCUCCACCAGUUCAGUCAGUGCAUGGGCGGGUUGACUGGGCUGCAAAAUAUGGAAGCCAUCGCUAAUAUCUAUUAUGCGAGCUGUAUUAUUACAGCUGCUGUGAGGACUAAGGCCUGUUUCAACACUCGUGAAUAUUGUAUAAACACAUAUCUUUUUGUUUCUGCGAGGAGCAUCCACACCACUUACUGUAAGCCCACGGCUGAUUAAUUGUUCGAUAAAAAACAAGAAUCUGUGUACAAUAGAUUUUUACAAACCUAACAAUUUGUUCAUCUUUAAAUCUGUCUUGUUAAGUUUAUGCAUCCAAUGCCUGUAACCCUUAUUUUCAAUAGAAUGGGUAGAUCUAUAUCCCAUAUAUUGCAUUUAUUUUUUGUAACCUUUUUGACAUUUUUUUAUAGUAUGCAGUUUUUAAAUAUAUUCUUGUUUUUUUUUUUAUCUGUUACUGUGAUUCAUACUGCAAGGCAGU
Messenger RNA from Sinocyclocheilus rhinocerous, 1800 nucleotides. RefSeq names its product serine/threonine-protein kinase MAK-like. Gene Ontology annotation, molecular function: ATP binding; protein kinase activity. Lineage: Eukaryota; Metazoa; Chordata; Actinopteri; Cypriniformes; Cyprinidae. The annotation marks the transcript as partial. Gene Ontology annotation, biological process: protein phosphorylation. The record is from RefSeq and is a predicted model, not a curated record. The transcript is spliced from 9 exons.